UUCGCCGCUAUUCUCGCACGUUCGAGAGAGAGAGCGAAGCGGCGAGCGCUCUGCCAGGCGGCGGCUCAGCGCCCAUUUCGCCGGCAUCCAUGGCGGCUCGGCGGCUCCGCUCGCCGGAGUAGCGUGCAGCGGAGAGAUCCCGCGCGCUACUCCAACGAGCGUGGCUACCCGUGCUGCGCGCGUGGCAUCAGGCAGCGGUGCGACGGCGAGAGGGGAGGCGACGGAGACGCGCGGGGCAUGGAGACCGAACGGCGCACAUCUUCCCGCGCAUCAUCUCCGACGGGAGUCAACGGCGGUGCUGCUUCGGCGCCUUCGCACGGCAAGGCCGUGCGAACCCCGGAGGGUAGGAGGGCGACGACGCGGCCAUUAGGUGAGGCCCUGACCUCAAGCAUUUUGCGGAUUUUUCUUUUCCUUUGGAGUUUCUUGAAACAUACAUAUUCCCCUCCUAAUUGCUUUCCGAUCCAAAACUCACGUGAUUAAUAGCUAACAGACCUUGAAUAGAUCUUGAGCUAUAAACAUUAAGAAUUGAAAAAGCCCAUAUCUACUAAAACUUUUACCACAUGAACUUUGAGUCUUGGCAUACGACCGAAAUCAGAUCUUAACUUCAGACCAGAAUCAGUUAAUUACUAGGUCGUGACUAUUAUCACAUAACAACAUAAUCGUCACCUUAACGUAACAACUUCAGAUCUUAAAGAUGAAUAAUUAGUACCAAACCAUGAGCAAUUAGACCCUGACAUCAGUGACUAACAGUAAAACAGGGUCUAAUUGGGGUUCUAACCGAGAUUAACCUUGCUCUAGAUACCAAUGUUAGAGUAACUCUUUAGGAUUAACAUGAUAUGAUCUUAAUCUCAUGAUUAGAACACCAAAAUACAUAUGCGGAAGAUUAGGUACUAACCAGAAUCAUUGUAAAACUACCAGUAGUCCAUGGCUGCACCUUGGGUCCUCCAUGGCCGGGAAAGGACAGCACCAGGAUUACGUGAUGAGCAGCAGCGCCGCCAGCACUGAGGGGGCUCCCCCGUGAGCCUCCUGCAGUGUGGAGCUUGUUGGGGAAGAAGCAGCAGCAGGGAGAUGGACGUGCAGGGUGCCGCCGGCACUGCCCUGGAGGUGGCCGGCGGUGGUAGACGGUCUUCGUCUCCGUUAGCACCUCAUCAGGAUCAGUAGUUAGCGAGAGACCUGGCCUUACCGUGCAGAUCGUUAGAUCACACGGGAGGGGUCCUUUUUCCUUAUAUAUUUUUUAGGUGCUAGGGAGGCGGGACCGAGACCAAAACAGUUGGUUUGGUGCCCCCGAUCAGGGCACGUACGUGGGAGUUGAGCUCCCCCCUUUUUCUCUCGGUUUGUUUUGACCGAGAUCAAUUCCAACAUCCUGGGCAUGUACGUUUUACUCCAUGAUGGAACUAUCUCCCUCCUAAUAUGUCCUGGGUAUCUAUAUAUGCUAUACUCCAUACCGGGCUUUGUUUUACAUUAUUGUUUUGCUAUUCCAGCGUACAUGUAGGAGUACAGUUUUUGGGUGGAUACCGGCGCGGAGAAGGCUCUUUCCAUUUUGCAAAUUCACCACCUGGUAAGAAUAAGGUUAGGAGAAACAAGUGAUCUCUUCGUAGGGAUGGCCUGCAAAGACGUCAACUUAUUGCCGAACAGGUACCGGUUCUUCACUAUGGAUGAUCAUCCUUGACUUUUAUGAUUAAUCCUAAUAAUGGUUUUACGAUUUACAUCCUUUUGGGUGCUAAUAAUCUAAGAUGCAAUAAGGAAGCUUUGUUUUCGUGUGUUAUGGACAACCUUCACCCACAUCCCACCUAUAUCAUUGUAGUUGUCAUUUAGGUUGUACGAAGUGAACUCCACAAUGCCGUUCGGAGAGCCACCUCUCCUUCCUCAACCGUUGCUCUAUGUGCUGCCGUCAACGUGGUAAUAAAAAUCCUCUCCUACAAAGGGAAGGAGGAAUAUUGUCAUCACAUCUUGCCAUAUCCGGUCUGCCCUGUACACCCUCCCCUCUCAUCCAGUCCUCGAUAAGCAUUCCAUCUCCGAUGAUGUACCGUGACCCAGGUCCUCGACCCAGCCAAUCCCUGAUUCUUGGCAACAAGAAGUGUUUAAUCUGUAAGAAAGCACGGGGGUUGUGAAAAAGCGAGUAGAAGUAUGAGGGAAGCCAUAUUGACCAGAUCAAGGGAUAAACAUAUCUGGCGACAUUAGUUUUUAAAGUUUUAAACAUUUCCUUGUACGUGCACAAUGACAAGUGUGCGAUGACAUGGCCGGCGCAUUACCGUAGGAUUGGGCACACUUCAAUUUGUUGUGAUCAGGUGGAGACCAUACCAUCUAUGAGAGGGGAAGAAGGAUAAGUGGUGACACAGCCGACGCCGUGUUCAAAUAGAGGAUGUGGACCUGUUGAGAGUCUUGAGCCAUGAGUCUCCAGUUAAAAGAAAAAGAGUCGUUGUUGUGGCAGAUCAUAAUUUAGCCGGUCGGACGAAUAGGAGGAGUUCGAUCGUAAUUCAUCCGGCAAGUAAAGAAACCAGCCGGUAAAAGCAGCCCAGGAGCCUGACAUCGGUCGUCUCUACGCAUCGGGCUGAUCGUACAAGCGCGCUCAUGGACAACGCCGGGCUGCUCGCCGCCUGCCUCGCCACUAGUCCUGGCCAUGGGCCGCCCGGCCCGAACAGCCCGGCCCGAAAAAGCCCGGCCCGACCCUGCUCCCGGGCCGGGCCUGGGCCUAGGUUUUGAGCCCGAAGACUAGGUCGGGCCGGGCCUGGGCCCGCUGUUUAUGCCAUUUACUGAAGAGGCCCGGCCCGAGGCCCGAGGCCCGACGUGUUUUUUGCUGUGAUGGGUCGGGCUCGGGCCUGAAAACUAGGCCCGACGGCCGGGCCGGGCUGGGCUUGGGCCUGAGUUUUCUACCUUGGGCUUGGUCAGGCCCGGCCCGAAGCCCGGCCCGGCCCGGCCCGGAGGAUGGCCAGGUCUACUCGCCACCGUCGUGGCCUACCUGCUCGCUGGACAUCGAUUGGUGGGUGCCUCCGACGCCCGCUGGCGCCACCUUCUCAUCGUUCCCAUUGGCCGAAGAGCCAAACACGUGGCGCUCGCCGUCGCGUUGUGCCUUCACGCGGCGGUCCUUCUCUCGUCCUUCACCACCAGCAGGGACCUCGCGGUGCACCUCCACAACACGGAGGCGAAGCUCGCGCGCAUGGAGCAAAUUAUCCGUAAGCGUCGAGCCAGAAAUUAAUCAUUAUUCUAUGUUAAAUCCAUCAAUUGUAUAUCCAAAUUAUUGCAUAUUACGCCAACAUAUAUACAAUUAAUUAACGCAGCAAGGUGCAAUAGCUGUUUUUUGAAGAUCGUCAUCUUACUAAAUUUGUGAUCGGUUGCCUGUACUUAGAGAACCAAGAAAAACACCACAUCGAGAUGAUGAACAACAUAGCAAGUAUGUUGUCCAAUACUUCCGAUGAAAUAAAGCUGAUGACCAACAAAGUCACCAAAGCCGACGGCACGCCAAAUUCUGAAUUCAACAUCGCAGCGGAAGAUGAUCUCCAGCCAUCGCAAGGUGUAACCAUGGAUCACGAGUUUCCCAGCAUUUGUGAUGACCCGGAGCCGGAGGAUGCACCGAUACCUGAUCAGCGAGACGAAUCAGCGGAACCACACAAGCCAUGGAGGUUCAUCCCGGUGCCCGAAGGCCACGUCUUUGUGCCGGAAUGCGUCGGCGAUGAGCUCAUAGUGCACAUCCGGCCGUCCUCGCAAAGUGGCUCCGAGCACGGCGCCACCGUUGACGCCGACCAACAGCUCCCCUUCACCUGCGGACAUCCGGAGGCGGGAACGCCGUCCUUUUACGACGGCGGUCCUUACCGCGCGCUGUUCUGGUCGCUGCCCGAGCUUGACGACCAAGGCCCAAAAAACGUCUUGCCGUUACCAUGGUCGCGGUUGGAGAUGUGGGGCAGGCUGACGGCGGCGGCGCUGGAUGGGACUUGGGCCGUAAACCCCCCGAUUAUACACGAACAUGCGUUACCUGAGUCCGUGACGCUCUCCACCGACGUGGUGAUGUUCUACCGGCCGGACCCGGAGGCUGGGGGAACGAAUGUGAUGAUUGCUGCAACCGAGGAUGUGGAGCAUGUGUAUAGCAUGGAGGAACAUGGUACCCCGGCGGUGGCCGCUCUCACGCCGCACUCUAUUCUUCCCACGUAUUCUGGUCUUCCCUAGGAGAUGCAUCUUUUGUCUCAACCAUUUAUGACCAAUAGGAGCUAUAUAUAUACUUGGUGCCGUUUGAUGUUUUUGAAAAAAAACUCAUCGAACUUGAAAAAGGUUCAUCGAAAUUGAAAAAGUUCAUCAACUAUUUUAAAAAAACUUUUAUUUUAGAAAAGUUCAUGAAUUUAAGAAAAUAAACAGGAAGCAAAAAUGAAAAGAAAAAAAAGGAACACAUAGGGCAUUUCCUAUAUGUAUAGAAAUAUAAUAAAGGAAGUCGCUAUACCCAAGCGCCGUGAUGGUGUAGUGGUUAGCGCAAAUAACUUGCAGCGAGGAGGUCGUGGGUUUCAUCCCUGACGCGGUGACGCCCCCACUGCCGGGAGCUCCUAGGUGGCGCUUCAGGCGCCAGCUAAGGGAGCUGGCGCUCACAGCCGCCAAAUCGUGGGCCGGCCCAUGUGGCGACCACGGCUAAACUUGCCUCGCCUGGUCGCUCGCUGGAUCGAGAGCCUCUAGGGCUGUUCGUACG
Messenger RNA from Triticum urartu, 4669 nucleotides. RefSeq lists its product as uncharacterized. Lineage: Eukaryota; Viridiplantae; Streptophyta; Magnoliopsida; Poales; Poaceae. The record is from RefSeq and is a predicted model, not a curated record.